Messenger RNA from Drosophila teissieri, 435 nucleotides. Its product is annotated as cytochrome b5. Bases 70 to 429 code for a protein of 119 amino acids. The record is from RefSeq and is a predicted model, not a curated record. Gene Ontology annotation, molecular function: heme binding. NCBI's taxonomy places the organism in Eukaryota, Metazoa, Arthropoda, Insecta, Diptera, Drosophilidae. Gene Ontology annotation, cellular component: membrane; intracellular membrane-bounded organelle. The transcript has a single exon.
AUCAAAUUAACAGCAGCUAAUAAAAGACAUUCCUGAACACCGGAAAGCAAUUAGGCAAUCGAACCAGCAAUGUCACAGUUGUACGAACUCUCUGAAGUGGCCCAGCAAAACGGCAAGAAUGGCAAACCUUGCUGGCUGAUCAUCAAGGGCAACGUCUACGACGUAACCAAGUUCCUGGGCGAACAUCCUGGCGGCGGCGAAGCACUACUCGAAUAUGGCGGCAAGGAUGCCAGCAAGGCGUUCAAGCAAGCAGGCCACUCCUCCGAUGCCGAAAAGGACCUGAAGAACUACAAAAUUGGAGAAAUUAACUCAGCUGCACCCAUUCAAGUCCAGCCCACGUCCAUUGGUGCAGCGAAACCCACGGAAAACACAGUAUCAGCAGAUCCCGAACCCGCGAAGAAGAGCUCUUCCGGCUUCUGCUGCUGCUAGUCAUUG